GGUCUAAAAUCUCUCUCGGUCUCUCUCUCUCUCUCUCUCUGCUUCAUCGAUUCGAAGUAGAACUGAACUUUGUGUAGUGCGGCGAGAUGGGUGUGAAAUCGGUUUGUCGAGAAUCUUCGGAUAGGAAAAACUGGGACAAAAUAUUCAAGAAUUUGGUCAAAUGGCUACAGACGAAACAGGACGCGAUCGAAUCGCUUCUAAAAGACAGGAAGAGCCUCGAAGACAAGCUCAAGACCAAACACGAAAACUGGAUCUCCGAUGUUCGGAACUACGAGGAACAACUCUCUCUCAUGAAGAGAGAAAUUGAAACGAUGGAGAGGAUGCAGUUCUUUGAGACCUCUAAAUCCAAUCUCUUGUCUGUAUUAAAGGAAAAAGAUCAUUCUCUUUGCAAUUUGAAAUUAGAUGAGGCGGUGGAUGAGUUCAAAGACUUCAAGGCUUGGUUUGAUUUCCUCACUCUGAACACAAGUAAAGAAAAUGGCGACUCGGAAGCUGCAGAAUCAUUGGAAGUAAAAAUCAGGAAGCUGAAGCUAGAGUAUGAGAGGCUUGCUUCUGAGAAGAAGUGUGAGGUCUCUGAUCUUAGACGAGAGAACGGGUUUGCUUUGAGUCAGUUCAAGUGUAUCCAAAGUAGGUUCACUGAUAAGUUAAAGAGGAGAGAUGAGGAGAUUGCUCAAGCAAACACGAAGAUUUCGAGUCUUUUGUCUUUUCAAGAGCAGCUUCAGUCAUCUAACCAUGAGAAUGCUGAGAUUAUCUCGAGCUUGAAGGCUGAGGUUGCCGAAAUGAAGGCGAGUUCUAUUAAGAAAGAUGAGGAGAUUUCGAAACUCUCAAGGGAUCUAGAGUCUUUGAAGAAGUCUCGUAGCUUUACACCGGUUUUAACACGAUGCACGGUGCACAAUGGUAGUAGUGUGGGAUCUGAGGUAACAAGAAAGAAAGACAAGUCUGCUGCUUCACCACCAAAUGAUAAGGAAAUUAGAAGCUCAAAGAGGAAAAGAGUGACAGUUUCAGAAACUCCAAAGCUGUUCACUUCAACGUUUAGACUUCCCAAGUUAAAGUCUCCAUCUUCUGGAGCCAGAUAGGACUUAUCCGGUCUGCCUGCUUCUGCUAGAUUUAGGAUUUAGAGAAAUGAUCCUAAUGUAAUCUAUCUCUGUAUUUAGAAGCAUCCCUCUGGUAUAUAUUAGCUUAUAUAGUUAACUGAGUAAUUUCCACUUACCCGCAGCAUAUAAUCUAGCAGCUGUUAACUUUUUUUCUGUGUAUUAUUUGUCUUGUAACCAAGAUUUUAUUCCAAGCGGCUUUAAAUAAAGAGUUUUCACGGUUUGAUUUUGUUAGUAGCUGAGACCUUUUCUUGUUUGGCUUUGAUAUUUUGCAAUUAGAUCAUAUAUGCUGAAUGCUGAUCCAACUACUCGGCUUAUGAGACACUAAAAUAUCAGUAUGGUUUACUGCAGAAAAAGUUGUAUACCGGAUAUUUCAAUGAACCGCCAAAUUCCGAUCCGGUUCAACGAAUUGAUUUUCCAUUUUGUUUUUGGUUAGAGAAUGAAACGACGCCGUGUCAAGCUCUCUUAAUAUCGGAUUGAGUGACAGCGGAGAGAAUCUCCCUCGAAGAAGACGAAGAUGGUAUCUGAUGAUGCGAAAGCUCUGAAGAGAGAGGAGGCUGAGGAAGACAAUAAGAGCCUUUGUUAGGAAGAAGCCCACGAACGCCAACAAUGCUGGUUCAGCUUGGAGGAAAUUGAAGAAGGAAGUGAAGGACGAUGAUGAUGAUCAUGAUAAACCGAUCAAGGUCUCGCCCAAAGGCAGUAAAGAAGAAGGAGAUUGAUGAAGACGACGAUGAGAAGCCUCUUUCCAAGAGGAAUUCCUCUGUUGGCGUCUCAAAGGAGAGAGAGUUGAAGAAGCAGAGAAGAAAUGUAAAGAAGAAGGAGAAGUAAAAGAAAGUCUUUGAUUUGCCUAGUCAGAAGAGAGACCAACCUGAUGAGAGAGAUCCACUUAGGAUUUUCUACGAGACUCUUCACAAGCAACUUCCUACUAGUGAAAUGGCUAAGAUUUGGUUAAUGGAGUCAGGCUUGCUUCCAGCUGCAGAGGCAAAGAAAGUUCUUGAGAGGAAGUUGCAAAAGACUGGAAAGUUCAGUUCUCCAGCAAAAUCUGCAGCUUCUACCCCCAAGAACCCGCUCCAAAUCAGUGAUCGUGAACAAGGAAAUAAGAAAACCAUCAUCUGAAGCUGUGUCAGGCAAAAAGAAAGGAAGUGACUCCAAACCAACCACCAAGAAGCGGAAGAAAGAUUCUGAAGACCACGACUCGCGUGAUGAUUUCUUUGAGCCAAUUAGUUGGAAUUAAUUUUAAGAAUAAAGAGAAAUCACUUUCUCUGGUUUGUAGCUAUCUAAUUGUUUUAUAGAAACUUAAUUUGUGCAUUCUCUCAAAGUCGAAUUAUUUUUUAGGAGUAGUUUGCUGUUUCUAAUGUUGUUGGACCCAAUUGAUAUAUGUCACACAACCACCAAGUUUUGAUUUUCA
This is a messenger RNA of Brassica napus (rape), 2496 nucleotides long. RefSeq names its product nuclear-pore anchor-like. Lineage: Eukaryota; Viridiplantae; Streptophyta; Magnoliopsida; Brassicales; Brassicaceae. Bases 87 to 1073 code for a protein of 328 amino acids. The record is from RefSeq and is a predicted model, not a curated record. The transcript is spliced from 8 exons.